AUGAGAGUUCUCAAAUGGACCCCCGAUUUCAAAACUACCGAGGAACCUCCACAUGUUCCGGUGUGGGUUACGCUCCCACUUCUUCCUCUCCACAUGUAUCACAGAGAUCUUUUAUUUACAGUUGCUGCUGGCAUUGGGACCCCUCUGAAGGUUGAUACCCCUACGGCGACUCGGAGUCGGUGCUCCCACGCCAGAGUCUGUGUGGAAAUUGACCUUACGAAGCCCCUUCUGCAUGCCUUCGAGAUUGAUGUGGGUACUGGUGUGCUCGAGCAGAAGGUCAUCUACGAGCGGCUCCCUAGCUUCUGCUCACUCUGCCGCCAUCUUGGGCACAAAGCGGAGGCUUGUUUACACAGACCUUCUUCGCAGCCGGUACCAGUUACCAUCUCAGCUGCGCAGGAUCCUCCUGCUGCGCCUUCUGGUCGCCAUGACUCGGUGCAUGGCCCUUAUGAGAUCUCUGCAGCCCCCGCCUCUGGUGAUAUCAUGGAAUCCCGGCCCCCCACUGCUCGACGCCGUCGUCGGCGCCGCAAUCGAAAUAGGGGUACGCCUUCUACUGGUAUUACUAAUGCUUCUGGCUCCUUGCAGGCUCCUCCUCAGCUCCUCCGACGGGACCCCCAGCCUUCUACCCGGAGACCUUCCGAUGACAUCCCGGAGUUGAAUGGCUCCAGACGUCUUCGCUCUGGUGUGCGGGUGACCUUUGGGGAGAUACAGGUGGCCCCAAAUCCAUCACAGACGCCCGAGAAGUCACUGCAGCUCACACCGGCGCAUCUCAGCGGCCCUGCGGAGGCUCAUCGCCCCCACGCCCCUCCUCGGGUGACCUUUGCCCACUCACGGGGGGAUGCCUCCGCGAUGCUGCUUACUUCUGGUGUUCGAGUUACCUUUGGGGACUUUCUGGCGCCUUCGGAAACCUCGCCGGCCCGCCCUCUGGCCGGACAGACUACAGCUGAGCCUCCGAUUGACAGUCCUGCCUCCCCUCUGGAUGACUGUCGGCUGAGUCCCACUCCAGCGACUCCUGCCACCGCCUCGGCCCUUGGUCUCCUUCCGCAGCCCCUAUUGGCCACUCAGGUACCCUCGUCGCCUUUACCACUGCUUGCUGAUGAUAUGCAGGUGCCGCCGGAGCCUGUGUCGCCUCCUCCUGCUCAAUCCUUGGCAAUUUGGGGACUCCCCUCUGGUCAUGGCCUGGAUAAGGGGAAGGCAGUGCUGCUCUCUGAACCUCCUGCAUCCCCUAUCCGCGAUCGACGUGAUCUUUCAGUGGACACAUGCCUAUCGGCUACUGGUUCCCCUUCCUCGGACACCCAGCGGGACGAGGACUCUGCACUACAAGCCACCUUCGCCGAGGACUCGGAUGGUGACUCGCCCCUUAUUAAGGAUGGCCAACCGCCCCUCCUCGAUUCACUAUCUCUUUCUCCGAGAGGUACCACUGAUUUUCACUCUGGUGAUCUACCUGCUGAUGCAAUUACAGGGACAGAGCUCCUCCCUGAAUCUGGUCCGAACCCACCCCUCCUGCGGACUUCAUCGGAACCGCUCCCUGUUGUCGCUCUGUCGACGGAGUCGCAUCCGAGCAGGGGGGUGUGCGUUUUAAACCAGGCCGCUGAACCUCCGUCUCUCAGCGGAUCUUUGGAGACAGUGUCAGAUGACCGGCCACAGGCUCUGCCGCCGGCCUUCUCUAGACCGAUCACCCGCAGCAUCUCCCGUCAGCAAGUAAGUGCCUCUCGUCGCCCUUCUGCCAGUUCCCGAUGA
Molecule: messenger RNA, 1737 nt
Organism: Andrographis paniculata
Lineage: Eukaryota; Viridiplantae; Streptophyta; Magnoliopsida; Lamiales; Acanthaceae
Exons: 1
Coding region: 1-1737 (578 amino acids)
Source: RefSeq, a predicted model, not a curated record